Messenger RNA from Sphaerodactylus townsendi, 2281 nucleotides. It is a transcript of the gene PABPN1, whose product is annotated as poly(A) binding protein nuclear 1. Gene Ontology annotation, molecular function: RNA binding. The coding region runs from base 16 to 1011 and encodes 331 amino acids. NCBI's taxonomy places the organism in Eukaryota, Metazoa, Chordata, Lepidosauria, Squamata, Sphaerodactylidae. The record is from RefSeq and is a predicted model, not a curated record. The transcript has 7 exons.
CGGCGGCGGGGGUCGAUGGCGUCUCUGCGGGGCUCCGGCGGCGGCGGCGGCGGGCGGGGGGCGAUCGUGGUCUUGGGGGGCGACGGGGAGCCGGGCGGGGCGGGCGGCCUCGGGGUCCCGCCGGCCUCCCAGUACGGGAACGGGCUGGGCGGCGGGGGCCCCGGCGGGGAGCAGGGCGGGGGGCUGCGCGAGGACGACGAGGACAUCGAGGAGGGGGAGCUGCCGCUGGAGGCCGCGGGCGGCGGCAGGGGGGGAGGCGGCGGCGGCGGCCCCAGGGGCGCCCUGUCCUCCUCCUCCUCCGCCGCCUCCCACCAGCCCCGGCCCGGGCAGGCGGGGGCGGGAGUCGGGGCAGCCCACCAUCACCCCCACCCCGAGGAGAUGGAGGAAGAGGCCGGCCUGGGAGAGAGCGACCCCGGGGACUCCGCCAUAGAGGACCCCGAGCUGGAAGCCAUUAAAGCUCGUGUGCGAGAGAUGGAGGAGGAAGCGGAAAAGCUGAAAGAAUUGCAGAAUGAAGUUGAGAAGCAAAUGAACAUGAGCCCUCCGCCGGGCAAUGCUGGUCCGGUCAUCAUGUCUUUAGAAGAGAAGAUGGAAGCCGAUGCCAGGUCCAUAUACGUCGGCAACGUGGAUUAUGGAGCAACAGCAGAAGAGCUGGAGGCUCACUUCCACGGCUGCGGCUCUGUCAAUCGCGUGACUAUCCUCUGUGACAAGUUCACUGGUCACCCCAAAGGGUUUGCUUACAUUGAGUUUUCGGACAAGGGGUCGGUGCGGACUUCCUUAGCGCUAGAUGAGUCCCUCUUCCGGGGAAGGCAGAUCAAGGUGAUACCCAAACGGACCAACCGCCCUGGAAUCAGCACCACAGACCGGGGCUUCCCCCGGACCCGGUACCGAGGGAGGGGAUCCGGCUUCAGCAGCUCCCGGGCCCGAUUCUACACUGGCUUCAGUAGCAGGCCGCCCCGAGGGCGUGCUUACAGGGGCCGGGCCAGAACGACCUCAUGGUAUUCCCCUUACUAAAAACAAAAAAAAGUGGUUGUUUUAGGAAGGAGGAAAAAAAAAGAAAAAAAAUAUGAAGAUUGUUACCAUGACGGAAAAAAAAAAUACUGUGGGGGGAGGAGAAAGUGUUAAACGCUGUGCAGCGAAAGGGGGCCCGCUUUCCUUGGGUGGGAGGGUCCUAAGGGGAGGGCGCGAGGGCAUCCUGUAAAUUGGCUUUUCACCCACUGGUCUCGGCGGCCCAUGAUGCCGUGCCCUGCCGGCCCUCCGCCCUCCGUUUCCUCUUCCUCCGCCUGCCGCAAUUGUCAAGCGUUAAUGGAACCACUUUUCUGUUGUUGUGGCCUAGCAUUUCCGGAGGGGCAGUUUGCGAGGAGGGCUGCCGCCACCCCCUUCCCCCCCCAAAAAAACCACUCGAUCUCUUUUUUUUGUUGGAGCUGUUGUGGGUUCUUUUACUCGCUGUAUUUUACUUUCGGCCUGCCCCCCCACGCCUGCCCCCCGUACUGGUUUCUUGUGUGCCUGUGUGUGCGCUUGCGUGUCCCGACGCCUGGUAGUUUUUAUGUGGGGGGGUGAUGGCGGUGCCUCCUGCAGUCAUGUUGUUGUCGCCCCCCCCCCCGCCCCCCAAUUCACGAGUUCGCCGCCACAACGCUUUAGUUGCCAGUCUCGGCGUGGCACAAACAGCCUGGCAUUCUUGGGUGUGUGUGAGAAACGCGUUCCUGCAUUUCCCCCUUCCCUUUGUAGCCCCUUGUUCGUACCAUUGAAUUCUGGUUUUUCACCCUAACUCUUCAUUCAAAAUUGAGGUAGGGUGUUUCCUGCAAAAAAUAUAUAUAUAUAAAAAAUAACCCCCCUUAACUGCAGGAUCUUCUGUCCCUCCUUCCUUUCACUUAUUUUCUCCAAUCUCCCCCCCGCCCCCCCCCCCCAAAAAAAACCUUCCCCGGUCUACCCUUGCUGCUUCCGUCGCGUUUCCUUCCACCCUCCCCUGGGAUAUGUUAUAUGCCUUGUUUGAGUGUCUUUAUCUUUACAGGUUCCUUUAUUUUUUAGCCUGAAGAGACACCACCGAAACCUGAAGUUCUAGAGACCCGGGGCAGGGAGAAGACUCCCUUGAGGGCUUGGCGGGUGUGGGGCGGACCCCCCGGGGCCCUUAUUUCUUUUAGGAGAGAGUGACUUUGAAAAAAUGAGAGAAAGGGAGAGAACAUUCAGGUGGGGGUGGGGGUGGGGGGGGAGUGUAAUGAGGAAGAAACAGAGAAACUGUUAUGAGGGUGGACAAAUAAUAAAGAUGUUUUUGGAAGAAAGAAAA